Meriones unguiculatus (Mongolian gerbil) is the source of this 10920-nucleotide messenger RNA. It is a transcript of the gene Rgs22, whose product is annotated as regulator of G protein signaling 22. The transcript has 27 exons. Gene Ontology annotation, biological process: regulation of signal transduction. Gene Ontology annotation, molecular function: G-protein alpha-subunit binding. Bases 263 to 3946 code for a protein of 1227 amino acids. Lineage: Eukaryota; Metazoa; Chordata; Mammalia; Rodentia; Muridae. The record is from RefSeq and is a predicted model, not a curated record.
CUCUGCUAAAGAAACUGGGGCCUGGCUCUCCGUCCUUCCUGGUGGGAGGGGUCUGCGGUGCCCCAGUGGCCAGAGCGUGCUAGAGUGGAGCGGUGCGGUCUCCACAGUAACGGCCAACCCGAGCCGCCACCCCCCGCCCAGGCGCCUCUGCUUUGUCCAGCACCAUGGCAACACCUGCAGUGCGGGAGCAGGCAGCCCGAGGCUCCGCGCCGCUAGGCGGUCGGUCGUAGCUCCUGGGACUGCCGGCCCGGCAGCUAGCGGCAUGCCGGAGAAGCGGCUCUUCGCGGAGCCGCCAGAUAUUACAGAAGAAGAAUUUGAAAAUUGUUUGGCAACAGACGACUUCCUUGUGGAUUACUUUAAUGAGUUCUUAAGCCUUCCUACCUUUUCAGAGGCGAUUAGAUUUAAUGUGGACUAUGGAGUGUUUGAAGUAGUUAAUGAGGCACCACAACUUCUGGAAAAGCAACUGAAAAAAAUUCUGCAAAACCAGCAACCUCGAAACCCCAUCUAUGAAGUUAUAAGGAAAGGGAAAAGUGAUGCUAAGCCUUUUCGGAAGAGUGUCCCCUGUGAAGAUGAGGCCAUUAAUAUCAACUACACCAUCAUGUGUCUCAACCGUGAAGAAGGUAUUAAGUGGAUCAAAAGACAACGACUUCCAGCAUUUCUGGAAAGUGACUGCUACUUUGAAUACAGGUUAGCCAAGUUGAUCUCACAAGCAACAUGGAGCAACUCAGGUAUAAAUUUCAUAGUAGGUACAAACCUUUCCCCCUGGAUCCUGAGAAAACCGCACACUCCACCUCUUUCCACCACCGAAGAGGAAGAUCUCUUGAUUAUGAAAAAGUUCUACGUUUCUCUUGGCCAGGCCUCCUAUACUCAAACAAAAGACUGGUUUACACUAGCAAAGCAAAGUCAGAAAACAGUAACAACUUUCUCAUUGCCUUGCUCUGGACCCCACCAAAAAAUUGCAUCCCCAGCUGUUUCUGAGACUUUUAUCUUUGAUGAUGGAGUUCACCCCAGGAGAGCAAAAAGCCCAUCUAAAACCACUACAAUAGUUCCCGAGAUGGAAGAAGAAGAAGAAGGGUCUGUAUCAGUAAAAGACACACCUUCUCAAGCUCUUCUGAGAAUCUACCUUGAAAAGAAGGACGAUCAGGACAGGAACUUGAUAGUGCAUUUCUCAUCGGUUGAAGAAUUCCUAAACACCUAUGUACUCUUUAUCUUGAAGGAAGCCAUUGAGCACAUCAGUGGCCAUUCCUUUAGUAACAGUCCAGGCUAUAUCAACUUCUACAAUGUAUCCCAAGUGGUAUUUGAUAUUGCCAAGCCUGUGCCUAUCAGGAAAGUCGUAAGUUCUCCCCAUGUUGAAACCGUAAAGGAAAUCUCAGAAGAUAAAUUGGAAACAGUAAGUUUAAGUUCAAAGAGUGAAAGUGUUGGGCCCGAGAGCAGGGCUGACUGGUGUAUUUCUCACAGAACCUAUGACAUUGGCAACAGAAGGGAAUUUGAAAGAUUUAAGAAGUUUUUAAAGGGCACAUUAGGGGAAAGAUACUGGUGGCUGUGGAUGGACAUCGAGAGGUUAAAAGUUCUUAAGGAACCUGAUAGACAUCAAAGACAUCUUGAGAAAAUGAAAAAAUGCUACCUUGUGAGCAGUGGGGAGCGUUACCUUUCUACAGAAAUCUUGUCUAAGUUUAAACUGCUACAUGGAUCCCGGUGGACAGAAGAACAUUUGAAAAACAUUCAGACUGAGGUACUAAAACCUCUGCUUCUGUACUGGGCACCAAGAUUUUGUGUUACUCAUUCGUCUUCAACAAAAAAUGCUAGUGCUGAACUGAAAUUCUGGCGCCUUCGUCAAGAGAAACCAAGGAAGGAUAUUGACCCUUUCCCACAGAUAGCAACCCUCCUGCCAUUAAGACCAAAGUCUUGCAUUCCACAGACCCCUGAGGUCCAGGGAGAAGAAAUCGGUUUAUUUCAACCAUCUAAAUCUCCUAAGAAAUUAUCAAAAGUAAGCCAAGAGACUAAAAAAUUUGGGAGAAGUGAGUCUUUGCAUCCAGUUUCUUAUAAAGAUAAUGGAUUUGAGAAAGGGUCAAAGUGGUUACCAGAGGCCACCACAGUGGUCCGUUUGACAUCUUUUACUGACAUCUCUGAAUGUCUGAAGCCCCAGCUGGACAGAAAAUAUACUUAUACAGAAGAACUUAAUGUUAAAACUGUGUCUGAUGUUGGAGCUUUGAGAGGAUAUGACAUGGAAAACUUGUUACAAUCUUUGUAUGUAGAAAAUAGAGCUGGAUUCUUCUUUACUAAGUUCUGCGAGAAUUCGGGAAACAAGCUGUGGAAGCACAGUGUGUACUUUUGGUUUGACCUACAGUCUUAUCAUCAGCUGUUCUACCAAGAAACGCUUCAGCCUUUUAAAGUAUGCAAGCAAGCACAAUUUCUCUUUGCCACAUAUAUUGCUCCAUCAGCCACUCUAGAUAUUGGACUCCAACCAGAAGGAAAGAAAGACAUUUACAUGAGAAUACAGCCACCAUUUGAAGACCUUUUUGACACAGCAGAAGAGUAUAUCCUUCUCAUCCUUCUGGAACCCUGGACACAGAUGGUGAUGUUAGACCAGAUGGCUUACAGAAAGGUGGAACUACAGGAAGAGACUCGGCAGCUAGAUUCUACAUCCUUCAGACGGCUACGUGCUUUGCAUAAAGAAACAGUUUCCAAGAAGGCUGAGGACACCACUGCAACUGCCAUGCUGUCACUCUCUGAUAUCUCCAAACAAAAAGAAUAUUGGAGUAAUGUUCCUGAGGAAUACAAGCAUUUUACCUUUAAUGAUCUACUUAACAACAAACUGGAAUUUGAACAUUUCCGCCAGUUUCUAGAAUCUCAUUCUUCAAGCAUCGACCUUAUGUGUUGGAUAGAUAUCGAACAGUUCCGAAGAAUCCUUUUUAAAGACCAAAGCCAAAGAGAAAAAAAGUCUAUAUACAUUAAAAACACAUAUCUUAAUAAAAAAUAUUUCUUUGGACCCAGAAGUCCAGCUUCUUUGUAUCAACAGAACCAGAUAAUGCUUAUGAGCGGUGGCUGGGGCAGAAUCCUUCACGAGCAGCUCGACGCAUCUGUGCUGGUCGAAAUCCAGAAGCACGUCUUAAAUAGGCUGGAAAAUGUGUGGCUGCCAUUGUUCCUCUCCAGUGAGCAGUUCGCAUCACGUCAGAAGAUAAAGAUACGGAUGAAAGAUAUAGCGGAUGAGCUUUUACAGCAGAGACAUGACAGGAAAAUCGGAGUUUGGAAGCCUGUGGCGAGUAAGUGGAUCUCUUCAUCCUGUGAGAUUAUUGCUUUUCGUAAAGCAUUAUUGAAUCCAGUCAUAGCAAGGCAAUUUCAACGAUUUGUGGCCCUGAAAGGAGAUUUAUUGGAAAAUGGAGUACUUUUCUGGCAAGAAGUACAAAAGUUUAAGGAUUUGUGCCACUCACAUUGUGAAGAAUCUAUCAUUCAGAAGAAGAUCACAACCAUCAUCAACUGCUUCCUUAACUCCUGUAUCCCACCAGCUCUACAGAUAGAUGUUCCAGCUGAGCAAGCUCAGAAGAUUAUUGAACACAGGAAGGAGCUGGGGCCGUAUGUGUUCCGAGAGGCACAGAUAACAAUUUUUGGGGUUCUGUUUAAGUUUUGGCCACAAUUUUGUGAGUUUAGGAAGAAUUUAACUGAUGAAAAAAUUAUGAGUGUUUUAGAGAGAAGACAAGAAUAUAAGCAGAAAAGGAAAAUGUCAGAGUCAGAGGAAGAGAAGAUUGGAAAGCCUGGAAUCAAACAGUAUGCAAGUGCUACAGGCUCUCUUACAAAGACUGCUUUAGCCAGUGAGUCCUUACUAGGUCUACAAGCCUAUGGCCGACAGCCAACCUGGUGCUAUUCAAAGUACAUAGAAGCACUGGAACAAGAGCGGAUCCUUCUGAAACUUCAGGAAGAAAUGGAAAGGAAGGUGUUCACGGGGUAGCAGCCUUCGAGUCCGUGUCUACACCCUGCUGCUGAUAUGUACAAGGAUUUCUUUAAGCCAACUUUAAGUAACCCAAGAAGCUGAAUGCCCACAUUUUUUGAUAGUCUGUAUUACUUUAGAAUAGUAUCUUCUACCUAGGCCAGAAGAAUUAAAGGUUUUGCCUAUCACGGUCCUUAAGGAAAAAGCAAUAUUAUGUCCCUUGUGAAAUCCUUUAACAGAUAUUUCAUGCAGGCUAACCGUGCGUGGUUAGCAGAUCUAUUCAUGAGUGACUACGGGGGAGACUAUCCUAGUGCAUUUAACCCAAAUCACAGAGGAGCCCAUGUCCAGCUGUGAUGCACCGGCUUUGCACGGCAGUGCGCCCAAGGCCCACAAGGCGUAGGUUAGCAUUUCAGGCUUCUUGGCUCACUUCAGUUAUUCAUGGAGGCACUGUGGAAUCACCAUUGUUAGCAGACACCCAGGUAACUUCCAUACGGACUCACCCUGCAGACUACUCUUUGAGGCAGAAAGAAACAGUGCUUAGAAAGUGAAAAGCCCUGGCACAGGGCUACACUUGUGGUAAGAGAGCACCAGACACAAACCUUCUGAUGUGUGUCCCUGGGGAAGUAGGAGAACCUGUGAGAAAUGACCUGAGAAGGGUGUUUAUGCAUGGCGCACAUGCCUUAGGGGCUCCAAGGACCACAGCCCAGAUUAGAAGCUAUGUCCUAGGGUCCCACACAGUCCUAGAAGGUCUUUUCAGAGAUAAAACUGUCAUCUUAAAUUUUCCAGGAAGUUUAGAAUCUUAAAUAGGGGAAGAAUCAGGUGACAUACUUCAAAGAUCACCUUUCUUCUAAAGAAGGGAUUUCAGACACUUGUUAUCAGUUUGGUUUUCUGAGGUGAGGAUAUUGCUGUGCUGUCCAAGCUGUCCUUGAUCCUCCUGAGUCUCUGGGAUUACCAGACAAGGUAUGGACCACCAUGCCUUGCUAGUUAAAAUGUUACUGGCAAUGUCCCUGCACAGAACCCCAUGGAAUUGGUCAUUGUUUCACAAAGCUCCAAAAGAGCUCUCAAUUUCUUGUGGUUUUCCAUCCUUUUUCUACCUCCUCUAUUUUAAGCUGAGAUUUUGUUGGUUGGUUUGUUUUCUUGUGGUUCAAUUUUUUUGUUCUCUCAAAAUUAUAAUUCUUUUGAAAUUUUAGUUUUUUCCCAGAUAUUCAGUGUCCAUCACAACUAAUGAAGCCCAUUUUCUGCAUGCCUGUCAAGGUCUGCUUCUUCCCUUGAGGUGUCCAGACACUGGUGUGCACCAGGCUGGACUAGAAGGAAUGAAGCUGGGCAGGUGGGUUAGCAGAAUCUUGGUCCUUUGCUUCAGGGUGAAAAAGGGUGAUAUAAACUGAAGGGAAGUGGCUAGGGGUUUUCAGGAUGAGGGAUAUCAUUGAUGGGUGCUGAGACACUGGGAAUGCUUCACUUGCAUGAAGAGGAAUUCCAGGUGUUCUCUGGACGCGUCCUCAUAAGGAAGUUGUAACCUAAAACCUGGCCGCCAGGCUCUGGGACUACCCCAAGGGUGGCAGAGGUAGGGGUGGCCAGGCUGUGUGCAGUAGGCAUGCAGGCCCAGAACAGGGAACGAGUUGUCCUUACUCUUGCCCACCUCAAGAUGAGAUUAUUGGGAUUUGGACAAGUCUUGGCCUUAUUCUUGCUGUGGGAUGGCUCCCUGGUUGUAUGGCUCAUGUGCCCACAUAAGCACUAUAGAAUAUUAAGAAAAUUAAGUUUAAAAAAUACAUUAUUAUCUUCUGUUUUUCUUCCCUAAUGUUCUUCCUUUCUUUAUGCAGAUAGUUUCUAACCUAUAUUUUUUUUUCUCUUAAAAGAACUUUUGACAUUUCUUGCAAAAGCAGGUUUAUUCCAGACAAAUACCAUAGAAAAACCUUUAUUUCUUUUGACAGAUAACAGAUAGCUGCUUCUGCUCCGUCUUUGCCUUCUGCUCUUUCCGUCCUGCUCACCACUACCUUCACUCCUGUCCCUAGCACUUGGAGACUGUCCUUUCCUCUCCCUGAGCUCAGUACAGCGAGUCUCUCCUCAUCAGCGGCGACUCUAGAUAAACUCCAUGUUCUUCAUGUCAGAGAUAUUUCCAUUGGAUUCUUCUUGGCAUUUUCUUCUCUGUGCUUGCUUUAUCAAUCUGAUCUUGUUUAUCAUCCAGUUUUUUUGUUAUUGUUGUUUUUGAGACGACAGGGCUCUAUGUAGGCUUGACUGUCUUAGAACUCAUUCUGCAGACCAGACUGGCUUCAAAUUCAGAGAUCUGCCUGCCUCUGCCUCCCAAAUGCUGGAAUUAAAGACCUGUGCCCAGCUAUCACGCAAAUUUCAAUGCUGGAGCUCUUGAUUAUUAAACGCAGUCAUGGUCAGCUUCUCAGCUUGGCAGUGCCAACAUUCCUGCCAUCUCUCAGACUGGAUCACAUGCUGCUUUUGAAGUCUGGACUGGGCAGUUUGCUUUUGAGUGUAAAUUUUUGUUGAAAUCAGGACACAGAAAUUGAGAUGGAUAGAACUGUGGCCUCUGUUUAUCCGGCUGGCAGGAAUUUUAAACUUAACUGUGGUAAAGGAAUCUUAGAUUUUCUCUAUGCUCUUAUUUUUCUCUUUGUUGUUUUUGGUUUUUCUAAAGUCUCCUUUUUAGUGCAGAAGGCUUGAAGUUCUUAUUAAACCUCCUUAUGUGGGAAGAAGAAAACACUUUUAGUCUCAUGAUCAGGUCUCAAUGUUUUAAUGAGCCUGAACUGAGUGUUUCUCUUCUGCCAGGUUGUUGGAGCAUUGGUUUAAAACACACACACACACACACACACACACACACACACAACAUAGCAAACACAACAAAAUCUUUUUAUUUUAGGUUCUAGUAAAGUUGUGUUUUGAUGGCAGGCUGGUUAACAGAAUGCAGAAUGAUUUUUACAUUAGCUGUUUUACUCCUCCCCCUUCCAGGAGCAGGAGGGGUUCUCUUCAUAGGCGAGCAUGCCAGAAUUCCAAGGAGGUAAAACUCAAGGAAGUGGAACUACAGAGAUGGCUCAGCAGUUCCAUCACUGCACACUCUUCCAGAGGGCGCAGGUUCAAUUCAUAGUACCCAUAGAGUGGCUUACAAUUAUCUGUAACUCCAGUCUCAAAGGAUCCAACUCCCUCUUCUGGCCACUGUGGACAUCAGGCACAUGAACGGUAGACAAACAUACAUUUAAACAAAGUACUCAUAUACAUAAAAUAAAUAAAUAAAUUUUUUAAAAAAAAUCCAAGGAAGUAUGGGGCCACUGAGAGUUUUAACCCGGCAAGCAGCCUCAUUGCUCUAGGACUGCAGGCUGUGUACCUGGUGUGCAGUGGCUCUCCGUCCCUGCGUGCCUUCCCGUCUGCAGUGUAGAGCCAGAGAUCACCCUGUUACUACAGUUCUCUGAUGUAUCCAAAAAUUGUUGCCUUUCUGUUUGUUGGGUUGCUUUCCUGUUGCGAGGAUGGUUUACAAUGACUUCCAAGCCCUUGACACACCAGAGCAGGCCUGAUGCUUGAAAUCUGCCUGACAUCUGCAUUUUAAGUGGUCUGUAGACAGUUUGUGUACAACAUGCAUAGUUUUAAAGAAGUUAGUUUAACUAUUAAAUUGAUGCUCAUUUUUAUACAGUAAGUAUGUACACAUUUGUCUUUGGCUCUUCCUCAGAGCACGGUACAGAAUUGCAGCCAUCAUGAAGAAUUCUCUUCUAGCGUGUGUUCGCAUGUAGGUCUGGCCCUGGUUUACUUGGUCUUCUUAACAUCUUUUGAAUUUCUCUCUCCAUUCCUCUCUAUUGUGGACUAAUUAUUCUAAUCCUCAUCACCUUGAUUCUGGACCUUACUUUAUCUCUUUCUCCUGCGUGGCUACCUUCCACCUGUCUUCAGAGAACUUGCCCUAAAAGCAAAUAUAAUUCUCCCUCCUGUCUAACCACCAAGACGCUUCCUCCUGAUACUGUUCAGAUCUGCUGCUACUGCUUUCUUACAGCCACAGAAGUCAGUGUCUUCUCUUCAGUGGCCACAGUCUGCCAUCGGCGAGAGCAGCAUCAGCCACACUGAUUGUAAUUUCCCACAGUUCAGGUACAGCUGUUAGUUCACUUUUGUUCUAGUACCUUACAUAGAACAUCUAAAAAGCAGGUGUUCAUUAAGCAGUUGUUGAGGAAAAGGAGCUUGAACUGAAACAGACAGGAGAAGCUGGAGAAGCCAAGUGAGCACAGAUGCCUUCACUUCUCUCUACUUUUCACUGUGGAUGUGGUGUCAGCUGCUUCUGCUUCCCCAAAUGGUGGACUGUAACAGGGAACUGUAAGCCACAUCAACCCUGACUUCAAUUUCUUGCACUUAGUGUAGCAAUGCUAUAUUUUAGGUAGCCUCAAGUGUCUUUUUCUCUCACUUGAAUGUGGACAGAUGACUAAACAAAUUCUAAUUGUGUUGUAUUUAGGCAUUUAAUGAAAUGUGCUACUUGAUAACACCCAACUUCUGUAAACCCCAGGCAUUGAGUAUAUUACUCUAUGUCAGACUGCACUGCAAAACACGGUGCACUUGAGCUUGGAGUUUUGUUACAUUACUUGUAAUUUUGUGUUCCUUCAAAAUUUUGAAGGAAAUUUAGUAAUGAAGUAACCCAACAGUACUCUAGCCAGUUAAAGACAUAAUUUGUGGUAUAUAUUUGAUUUUUCUUUUUUGAAUCAAGGUCUCUAUGUAGCUCUGGCUGUCCUGAAACUCAGUACAUAGACCAGGCUGCCCUUGAACUCACUGGCCUCUGACUCUGCUGGAAUUAAAGGUGUGUGCUGCCACACUUGGAAUGCUAUAUUUCUUAAAAAUGUUAUCUUUUCAUUUGUUCUAUCAUUGAAAAAUACAGCAUAUAAACUAAGUACUUUCUUUUCCUAAUUGCCAUACUGUUCACAAUGACAAUGAAAUUUCUGCCUAAAAGAUCCAUCCAGUGAGAAUUGGGCUGUGCAUCAGCUGAUCACUCUCCUGGAAUGUCGAGGUCCUGGCACCAGACAAAACAACAAGAAAACAUCCACGGACCUGAAGAGACUGGGUUUGUUCUGAAUCUGUUGCUCUUUCUUACUUGGGGUAAUUUAUUUAUCUCUUUGCAUCUCAGUUUAGUUUAGUUGUUCAGAAGGAACUUAAAAUCUUUUGUAGCUCUGCCCGGUGAUGCUAAAUGUAACUGUGGAACUUUCUAUUAAUUUCAUUUGUCCUUUUGACAAUUUCCCAUGUGUACAUAGGGCUUUUUAGUUUUAGCCUCUACCUGUGGGCUCCAUCCCACUGCUGUUACCCCUAUCUCUUCCCCACAGUCUUCUUUCCCAGAUUCACGUCGUUUCACUUUGUUUUGUGACUGAUUUUAACAUGGAGCAUCUGUGUAGCUUAGAACUACCUGUGGAGUAUGCUGGGCUUAAUGACACCAUUUGGCACCUACUAAACAGUGACUAUCCCUCCCUUAGAAUAGACCAGCUGCCUGUAGUUCAGCAGGGACAGUACAGUCCUAUGAGCCCCUCUGCUAUCUGUGAUUGGCUGUUGGCGAGCUCAAAACAAGCAACCACAAUGGCUGUGAGAUCCUGUUUGCAGGAUGUGUCCUGAAGGUUCUCAGCCUGUCUUCCUAGCUUCUGGCUUUCAAUUCUUUCUGUUUCCUCUUCCACAGUGACAAUAGAACUUCAAAGUUUCAGUCUAUUCUUCGGUGAGAAUUUAUUUCUAUAAAUUUAUUUCAAAUUAAGACCUUAGAUGAAAAGGAAAAGUUGACAUGUAUAGUGUUUCCUUUUCCAGAGUCAAGUACACACCAAGCAGCUGAAGAAUUAGGUGGAUUUGAAGAAGCUCCCUGAAAGAGUGUUAGUUCCACAUCUGAUCCUUGUAGCAGAACCCUGCUUCAUGCUGUUCCUUUGAAAGCAACGAAAUCAAGCAGGCAACUCUUAAUUUGUGGGCGCAAACAGCUGGCUGAUUGAUUAACAGCUGCAGACCCCUCCCAUACACAGUGCCACAGCAGUAGCUCAGGGACAUAGCGCAGCACCUGCCCAGGUUGUCUGGGCAUGUAGCUCAGUCGGCAGAGUAGAAUACAUGAAGCCUUGUGUUCGGUCUGCACUGCAGAAGCCUGGUGUGGUGCAUACCUGUAAUCCCAUCACUUGGGAGGUGCAGGCUCUGUAGCAGUUCAAGGCUAUCCUCAGUUACAAGGAAAGUUGAGGCUAGCAUGGGUUUUAUGAGACUCUGUCUCAAAAAAAAAAAAAAAGGUGUGUGCAUAUGUGUGUGUGCAUAUGUGUGUGCGCAUAUGUGUGCGUGUGCGUAUGUGUGUGUGCGUAUGUGUGUGCGCAUAUGUGUGCGUGUGCGUAUGUGCGCGCCUGCGCAUGUUUGUAAUCUCAGCACUGGAGAGGGUGAAGCAGGAAGAUGGGUUUGGGACUACUUUGUGCAUCAUAAUGAGUCCUCAUCUCAAAAACAACCAGCCAGAACCUCAGGCUGCUCAAAGAGACUGACCAGCCAAUGAGUCCGGAGAUCAAGAGGCUACUGCAGCUGUGUGAACUACUGCAAUUGCCAUGGCUGCCGUUCGCCAUUCCAAACACAGCUCCCAGAGCUCUGCUUCAGUCUCAAAUGCCCCAGAGGCCCUCGAACAGAUCCAGAGAUCUUACCUUGACCAUGAAGCCUUCAAAUGAACCUUAGAGGACCUGGCCUCCAUGCUGGCCUUUUUUGCAAUUGUCAUCAAUCUGUCAGAGCAGAGUACUCCCUAUCUGUGACAGCUAGUCAUGCUGUACCCCUCUUCCUCUGAGCAAUCUAGGAGAGUUCCUUCCUAUGCCUCCCCAGGUGCUGUGACCAAAGCCCAAUAAAGCCUCAUUUGGGGGAGCUGGAGAGUUGGCUCAGUGGUUAGGAGCACUGGCUGCUCUUCCAGAGGACCCAGGUUCAAACCCCAGCACCCACAUGGCAGCUCACUACUGUGUGUAACUCCAGUUCCAAGGAAUCUGACAUCCUCACACAGACGUACAUAUAGUCGAAUGACCAAUGUUCAUUAGAAAAAUAAAUUAUUUAAA